This is a messenger RNA of Sebastes umbrosus (honeycomb rockfish), 3286 nucleotides long. It is a transcript of the gene pld3, whose product is annotated as phospholipase D family, member 3. Lineage: Eukaryota; Metazoa; Chordata; Actinopteri; Perciformes; Sebastidae. Bases 252 to 1706 code for a protein of 484 amino acids. The record is from RefSeq and is a predicted model, not a curated record. The transcript has 12 exons. Gene Ontology annotation, molecular function: catalytic activity.
ACUAACUCUCACUGUCUCACUGUGUGUUUCCAGAUCGGUACUUUAACAGCUUCUUCUCUGUUAUUCGUGUAUUUAACGAUGAAACAACAACCUGAAAUGUGAUUGUGUGUGAACAACAGACGUCGACGUGGUUAUAUGCUGGAUUUUAAUUCACCUGGACUCAUAAUAACAGGUCUCAGAGCUGCGGAGCAUCAUCUGACCAGAGCUGAAACUACUGACAUCCAUUAAAUCAGAUCAUUCUGUGUUUGACGAUGAAGACGGACAUGCCUUACAACCAGCUGGAGGACGUGGAGAGGAGGAGACAAGAAUCCAACAGGAAAGCAAAUGAGUACUCCAGAUGUGUGUUAGCUCUGGCCACCGUGGCCACUGUGCUGCUGGCCGCCACGGCGCUCUAUAACCUCCUGACACCGAGGGUUCCCUCCUCCCAUCCCGGCCCAAGCAGCAGCCUCCGUCUGCCCCAGGGAGAGUCCUGCUCAGACCCCUGCAAGAUCGUUCUGGUGGAGAGCAUCCCUGAAGGCCUGGAGUUCAACUCCAGCACCACUCACCCCUCCAUCUACCAGGCGUGGGUCAACCUGAUGGCCGAGGCUCGCAGCAGCGUCGACAUCGCCUCCUUCUACUGGUCGCUCACUAACCAAGACACUGGCACUCAUGAGCCGACAGCCGAUCAGGGUGAGAGCGUUCUGAAGACACUAGCUGAACUUUCGGGGAAGUUGUCUGUUCGUAUCGCGGUGAGCACACCACAGGGGAGUAAACCACAAGCAGACCUCAGACUGCUCAACGACUCAGGAGCUGACAUCAGAACCGUUAACAUGAGGAAGCUCACCACAGGCGUCCUCCACACAAAGUUCUGGGUUGUGGACAAGAAACACAUUUACAUCGGCAGCGCCAACAUGGACUGGAGGUCCCUCACACAGGUGAAGGAGCUGGGCGUGGUGGUCUACAACUGCAGCUGCUUGGCUGCAGACCUGGGGAAGAUCUUUGAGGCCUAUUGGUUCAUGGGAGAGAGUCAGUCCAUCCCGUCACCUUGGCCCAGCAGCUUCUCCACCCUCUACAACAAGGACACGCCCCUCCAGUUGUCACUCAACAACACACCGUCCAACGUCUACCUGUCGAGUUCCCCUCCGUCCUUCUGUGCAGCCGGCAGGACUUCAGACAUUCAGUCCAUCCUCAGUGUGAUGGAAGACGCCCAGAGCUUCAUCUACAUCGCUGUCAUGAACUACCUGCCCACCAUGGAGUUCUCUCAUCCUAAAAGGUACUGGGCCGACAUCGACACCCAGCUGAGGCGAGUCGGGUACGAGAAGCGGAUCAAAGUGCGUCUGCUGAUCAGCUGCUGGGCCAGCACCCAACCCGUCAUGUUGCCCUUCCUGAAGUCUCUGGCUUCAGUUUAUGACCCCAAGAGCAAACUGGACAUCCAGGUGAGGCUGUUUGUGGUGCCUGCCAGCCCAAAACAGAAGGAGAUUCCCUUUGCCAGAGUCAACCACAACAAGUACAUGGUGACUGACAAGAUAGCCUACAUAGGUACGUCUAACUGGUCAGGUGACUACUUUGUGAACACAGCCGGCUCAGCAUUGGUCGUCAACCAGACGGCAUCACAGUCCCCGGAGCCAACCGUCCAAUCACAGCUGAAGGCCGUGUUUGAGAGGGACUGGGAGUCCGACUACAGCACUCCUCUCACUCAGCACUCCAACCUCAAAGACUUGUGUUAGUUUCAACAGCUAAUAUUAGUUACAAACACCAGAUCAGUGUGGACUCAACACAUACUGCAGUGUUAUACUGUAGUUACACAUUUAUUCAGUAUUUAAAGUUUCAUGCAUUUUGCACUAGCCAGCUGAAACAACACAAACGACCUCUCAGCUAAGCGGAGUUUCCCCAUUUUCUGAGGUCCAACGGAAGAUUGAUGACCUCCAGUAAACCUUACAGCUUUAGUGCCAAACUCCUAUUUCACCAAAGUAAUGUGUCAUCAAACCAGUAAACUGCCCAGUACUACCAGUCUUACACUGUCCAGGGUUGUUCAAGGGUGCCUUCUAAUUUUAAGGCAAGAAUUAUUAUGUAUCUCUCUGCUGUUUCUAUCAAAACUGGUCCAUGAAUCAAACUACAUGUAUGGGUCAAAAGCCAGGUAAAUCUGCUGUAACAUCGGAGCAGAAUGUACUGCAACAUGUUGCCACCAUCAUUGACAAAUUAUGAUUUGUUUCUUUUAAAAAAAACUCCAACCGACUUCUUCGAUUACCUCAAAUUCAGUUAAUCAUGUGGUUUCCAUCGUGUAGUGGCAGUAGCAGAAGGUAGUUUCAGCUUCUCAGUCACGUCUCUUCAUCACGUUCUCAUCCCAACUCGUCACAUACUGACACUUUGUCAGUGACCCCUCAGCGUCACUUUUCAGUCGCAGUAAACACAUGCUUAAUGUUGUGAAUUAAACAAAAACACUUAGUUUUAGGCAACAAAACCACUAUAGUUAGGUUUAGUAAAACAACAUGGUUGGGGAUAAAACUACUUCCUAUCCACCUCCCCUCCCGCCCACCCAGCGUGUCUCUUUUGCUCUUUACACUACGCCACCACAGUCACUACCGGCACACUUUCCUUGAGUGUUUACUGUUGCCACAGAUGGGUUUACAUUGUAGUUAAUGGAAAGCCCAGUGCGUCUCCUACCGUCACUUAAGGGUGCCUUGUGCGGCGGUAUUAAAACGCCGACGGCCGUGACAAAGCGUCUGUAUUUGACGCCCUGGGAAUGAGAACGGGCUGGUCUGUUUGAUGAUGAGACACAAUGAUGCUUUCAACUGGCUCCCAUAGAACUCCAUGUUAAGUGAUCUAUUCAUUGAUCACUUUCUAGUUUUAUAAAAUCAAUCACAGUGCAUUUCUUUUCUACAUCAGCCUCAGUGGGAGUUUUUAUAUCCCAGCUCACCUCAGGGAGUAGAGUCUUUUCUUAAUUGAUCAUUUUAGUUUGCUGGAAUAAUGAAUGCGCAAGCUGCUGUGCUGUGCCUGUAAAUAAGAUUCAGGCUUUUUAAAUUACACUCUCGGUCUUCACGACUGUUUUUAAAAUGAAUUAAUUUGUGUGUACAAUAGAUUGGAAGUUUGCAGCCGCAGUAAAUGAAGAUGAACUAAUUGAAUUUCCACUGUGUGGAGUGAUUUGAAAUGACCAAUUAGUGAAGAGGUGGUUGUUAUGGCAACUGUCCAAAGAAGCGUGUUUACUAGUAGCAGCAUAAAAAAAGCUCUGAGGCAGUUAUCGUGUACAUGUCCUUCUUUCCUCCCUCUUCAUAAAGAAAUGACUCUCAAUAAAUGAAUUUGAAUCAAA